UUAAUUAAUUUUAUCUCACAGUUAUAACAAAGAAAGAAACAAGAAAUAAAGCAGAAAACGAAAUAGAACAAAAAAAUAUAAAUGAUGUCAGUGGUGAACAAACAUAUAUCACACAAAAUAUAAUGAAAGAGGAAAAUAUACCAAUUCAUAAAACAAUAACUAACAACAACAAAAUAAUUACCUCAAUCAAAACGAAAGCGCCGUUUAAAAAAACUACCAAGAACAUAAAAACAAGUAAGAAAAUAGUAUCUGGAAACAUAAACAAGAAAAUAUCGGAUGUAGAAAUGAAAUUAAUCGAUGAAAUUUCGCAGAUUGAAAGUGAAAAAUCCGGUUCAAAUUUGGGAACACAUGGCAACACUGAAAUUAGUAAUGUUACAGAAUUUGAUAAUAAAAACAACAGUAUAAGUAUAACAAUGAAACGGUAUUCGUGCAGCGCAUGUGGCAUGAGUUUUAAUCGAUCUCAUGAUUUGAGGAUACAUAAUAGAAUGCAUACCGGUGAAAAGCCGUAUUCAUGUGAUGUAUGUGGUAAAAGUUUUAAUCGAUCCAGCGGUUUAAUGACUCAUACUAUAAUACAUAGUGAUGAAAAACCGUAUUCAUGCAAUGUAUGUGGUAAAAAUUUUAACCGACCUGGUCAUUUGAAGACACAUUAUACAAUACAUACAGGUGAGAAGCCAUAUUCAUGUAAUAUAUGUGGUAAGAAUUUUAAUCGAUCUACCGAAUUAAAUAGACACGCUAAAACACAUAGCGGUGAAAAGCCGUAUUCAUGUAACGAAUGUGGUAAGAGUUUCAGUCAAUAUGGUAAUUUGAGAACUCAUAGUAAAAUACAUAGCCGUGAAAAAUUAUAUUCAUGUGGUGUUUGUGAUAAGAGUUUUAGUCUAUCUAAAGAAUUGAAGGCUCAUACUAAAAUACAUUGUGGUGAAAAACCAUAUUCAUGCAAUAUAUGCGGUAGAAGUUUUAAGCGAUCUAGUCACUUGAAGACACAUAAUGCGGUACAUACAGGUGAAAAGCCGUACUCAUGCAAUAUAUGUGGUAAGAAUUUUAAUCGAACUACCGAUUUAAAGAGGCACACCAAAAUUCAUAGCGACGAAAAGCCGAAUUCAUGUAAUGAGACUGGUAAGAGUUCCAGUCAAUCUAGUAAUUUAAAGAGUCAUAGUGAAAUUCGUAGCCGUGAAAAGCCAUAUUCAUGUGAUAAUGUGGUAAAAGUUUCAUUGAGUCUAGUGAUUUGAAGAAACACCAUAGAAAAAUACUGGUUAAAUACAAUAUUCUUAUAAAGAUUGUGAUAAGAGUUAUAUAAAAUAUGUUUAUCUUAAUAUACAUUCUAGAACACAAAGCAAUAAAAGGCCAUAUUCAUAUGUGUGGCAAGUUUCAACCAAUCAGGCGAUCAUUACAAGAAAAAGUGUGUGAACUUUGUAUCUAAAAUAAAUUGUUUCAAGCUGUUGAAA
Leptidea sinapis is the source of this 1442-nucleotide messenger RNA. RefSeq names its product zinc finger protein 239-like. Gene Ontology annotation, biological process: negative regulation of transcription by RNA polymerase II; regulation of cytokine production; regulation of immune system process. The record is from RefSeq and is a predicted model, not a curated record. The transcript has a single exon. NCBI's taxonomy places the organism in Eukaryota, Metazoa, Arthropoda, Insecta, Lepidoptera, Pieridae. Bases 123 to 1226 code for a protein of 367 amino acids.